Aureobasidium namibiae CBS 147.97 is the source of this 1218-nucleotide messenger RNA. RefSeq lists its product as uncharacterized. The transcript has a single exon. The coding region runs from base 1 to 1218 and encodes 405 amino acids. The record is from RefSeq and is a predicted model, not a curated record. NCBI's taxonomy places the organism in Eukaryota, Fungi, Ascomycota, Dothideomycetes, Dothideales, Saccotheciaceae.
AUGGCGCGCACACAUGAGCUGCCUUUUCGCGGUCUCCCCAGGGAAUUGCGCGACAUGAUAUGGAAACACGCUUUGACUGUCGAUGAUGUCCCGUUUCGAGUACUGUCAAGAUUAGAGAAACCAAAUUUUGGGUGCCUUGGACUCCCCGACCUUCUCUUACAUCUCAGUCGCUUGACCAACACUUGCAACGACCCGCCCCACCUGAGACUCUUCUUAACCAACAAACAGGUGUAUGCAGAGUCGUCUCUCGUCUUUUACUCAAGCAAUGAGUUCACGAAGGAUGUCAUGAGUCUCGACGACUCCAAAUUCAACGCCAACAUCAGAUAUGUGACUCGACGUGUGCGCCUUGAGACUCGACUCUGUCAAGCCGAGAUCCAGAGAUCUUUGCCUCCUCUACCCAACAUCAAUCUGCCUUUCGCUAAUCACAGACUUGAUAUGCUCACCAUAACAAUGCCCUCCGAACCUCCAUCUCUUCCAGUACUCAUCAAAGGCGAGAACUUGGCCAUUGCGCCCUCUCUCGCUGUGAACAUUGUCGACUGCAUGCUCAAAGGCUUUAUCAAGCGAAUCCGCCUUGUCUACCCUACCCUCACCAGUUUCUUCACUCCUAUACAGUUCUGGACUAUCAGAGUCUUGCGGAAAGGCAAGCCUGCCAUUACCGGGAAAGUGGGCCACAUACUCAACGAGGCCUGGUGGAAUACGGACAGGGGUAAAUACGCCGAGGUGCUGUACAAACUCCAAAACGUUCCCACGCUAGGCUUUACCGCCAGGUUCGAGGACGGUACGUUCAUGAGAUUACCGAGGGGUAACGCCGUGAUUGUGCUCAGUCGCAUCGAGGACGAACCGAUCAAGAAGCAUACAGUCCCACGUCCCAGAGUGUGCAUUGUCAGCUCAAACUCUCAUUCCAAACGCAGACUUCCCUGGAAUCCUGAUAUUGCCGACUCGAGACCCAGCAAGAUCCCUCGCUUGAAGCUACCCGUCUUCAUAGCCUUUUCGGAGAGUCGUUCGAACAAGAUGCCUCAACGUGCUGUGCAAGAAAGAUUCAAGGGAAAGUCGAACCAGAUCCGCCGCCUGAUGAACGACCGAGGACCGCUUUUGACUCAGAUACCACGAGAGACGUACCGCUGGCAGCACCAUCCAAGCUACGAUGAACGAAAAACGGUCGUUCCUGAUCGCAGCAGAGACCGAACCAUGAACACGAAGCACUGGCCGUUUCUCUGA